Messenger RNA from Adineta steineri, 4485 nucleotides. The record is from the annotation of a GenBank genome assembly. Lineage: Eukaryota; Metazoa; Rotifera; Eurotatoria; Adinetida; Adinetidae.
AUGGCUGCGGUUAUUGAAACUUCUACUGGCAAUAUUGCUACUGCUGUCACUUCCACUUCUACUGAAUUGAAUGGCAAUACAAAAAGUGACACCAUUGACAUUGAUACUAGUGGUAACAACGAGAACAAUAUGAUAAUCAAACAACAUCAUAAUGAUGAAGAAAGUCUUACAGCCUUAACUUCUGAUCCAAUUAUUGUAUGUGAAGCACUUCGUCAACAAAACGAUGCUCUUCGACAAGAACUUCAUGAUAUACGACGGGAAAUGGAUGAAAUUACAGAUCAAUUUCGUACAGAAGAUGCUGAAGAAUUCAAACAAUUACAAGCAGAACUUGAAAUUGCUGCUAAAAAUUGUCGUAUUCUUCAAUUUAAAUUACGUAAAGCAGAAAAACGAAAUGAAAAUAUGGAAGUCGAAAAAACAACAUUGGAAGAAAAAAUUCAUCAAUUAACCCGUGAUAAUUAUCGUGUUCGUGAUCUUGACGAAGAAUUAUUAAUUGCAAAAGAAGUUAGUGUACGAUUACAUAGUGAACUUGAAAAAAGUGAAGAAUCAAGAUUGAUAACUGAAAAAUUAAAUAUGGCUCUUAAACAACAUUUAGAUACACUUAAAGAAUCAUUUGAUGAAAAAUUAUCAACGGAAACAAAUGAUGAUUAUCAUGCAUGGGAAUUAUCUGUGUAUUUAUAUGAAUCACUUUUUCGUGAAUAUAUUCUUAUGGAAGAAUUAACAUGGGUCAAUUCUAAUACUAAUAAAAACAAUCCUUAUCUAAAAUCUUCAGCAAAUAUUAAUGGACAAGAUAUAUCAGAUUUAAUGAAUGCAUAUCAACAGAAAAUAUCUAUACUUCAUGAUGAAAUGAAUCAAGUUAAAGAAGAUCUUAAUAAUCGUGAUAAUGAAAUCGCUCAAUUACGUAUACAAUAUAAAAUAUUAAAACAACGUAGUCGAAGUGUUGAGAAAACAUCAAAUUCAAAUAGUAAUAUUAGUUUUAUUGAUGAUGGAGGAAAAGAUGGAAAUCGAUCGAGACGUGGUGUUAGUGUUGAUGGUGGAGGAAAUUUACGUGAACAAUUAGAUGCAUCAUUCGAUGAAAUACGUUUAUUAAAAAAUAAAUUAUCAAGAUUAGAAGAUGAAUUGAAUACUACAGUUCUGGAAAAACAAACACUUUUAGUUAAACUUGAUGAGCAAUCAAAAAAAGGCGGUGAUGAUACAAUCAAUGAAGAUCUUCAUCUAUUUACUAAUAAAAUUGAUAAUCUAAUAACAUGUAUCAAAGAAAAUAAAAUAGAUGAUAAGAUCAUAACUGAUAUACAACAAUCAUUACGUCCAGCUCGAUGGAAUAAACCAAUACCUGACGAUCAACUUUCAAAUACAAUUACUAAGACAAAUCAAGAAACCACUGAAAUUAAUCAACAAGCAAAUGAAUUUCUAACUCUUUUACAAAAUAAACAUGAGAUUCUUGAUAAAAUUCGUUAUCGUUUAACAAAUUUAACAUAUGAUGCAAAUGAUACAUGUACAUUAUUAGAAGAACUUGAUUUAACUAAACGUGAUUUAGAAGAUACACAACAAAUUUGUCAUCAAUUACAAACAACAAUUGAUAAUAUUCAAUUAUCAUCGAAAAAACUCGAAGAACAACUUCAAAAUCAAUUAAUAACAAAUCAAACAUUAGAAAAAACAUUUGAACAACAAAAAAUAAUUAAUAAUGAAUUACAAAAAGAAAAUCAACGUUUAGCAGUACUAAAUACAAAACAAUUACAAGAUUCUCGACACGUAGAACAACUACGUCAAUCAAUAGUAACAUUUGAAAAAAAACUUGAUCAAAAACAAACACGUGUUAAUGAAUUAUCAAUGAAAAUAAUUGAAAAAGAAGAUAUUAUUGAAACAAAAGUAAAAGAAUGUCAAAAACAUCGAUUAGAAUUACGUGAACUUGAAGAUAAAUAUUAUACAUUGGGAAAACAAUUAGAAGAACAAAUUCAUGCAAUGACAAAAGAAAUUGAAAAAUUAAAUAUCGAAAAAGAAAUGUUAAGAUUUGAUAUGGAAAAUUUACGUGUAAAUCAACACAGUGAUCGACCAAAAUCAAUUUCAGUUGAAGAUGAAAUAGCACGUGUUAAAGCUGAAUGUCAUAAACAAAUAGUCGAUGCCGAAAUUGAAUCCUAUAAACUUCGUCUUAAUCAAUCAAAUAAUGAAAAAGAUGAAUUAUUAAAAAUUAUAAAAGAAAUUGAAAAGAAAUAUAAAGAAUUACAAAUAAAAUAUGAUGCUGAUGGACAUGCAUGGGCACGAGUUAAAACUGAAAUGUCAGAAAAACAACGCAAAUAUGAUGAAAGUAUUAAAAUGAAAUCUGAAUUACAAAAUGCUGUUGAUCGUCUUCGUCAAAAAUUAUAUGAUCUUGAAUUACAUAGUCAAGAAAAACAAAAUAAAUAUAAUAUUGAUAAACAACAAUGGGAAAUACAACGUGUUGAAUUAAAUGGAAAAAUCAAUGAAAUUGAAGAACAAUUAUCAAAAGUAACAAAACGUCAACGAAAAGAUCUUGAUACAACAUGGAAAAAAGAACGAAAUGAUUUACAAAAACAACUUCAACAAUCUCAACAAUUAAUAAAAGAUUUACAAAAACAAAUAACAAAUCGAGAAACACCAACACAUAUUACAGAAAAAAUCAAUAUUUUAAUGACAGAAAAUGAAUUAUUAUUAAAUAAAAUCAAAGAACUUGAAAUUGUUAUUGAUGAUGUUCAAUUACUUAAAGGAGAAAUGCAACAUUUACGUGAUAAAAAUUCAUCCGAUUGGAAUUAUUGGAGAAAACAACAAAGUGAUUUAUAUGCUCAAUUAAGAUUGCAAUGUAAUACAAAAGAAUCAGUCUUAUUCAAAUUUGAUCGUUUAUUAAAACAGAUCAAAUCUAGUGGUGAUAAUACAAGCCAAAUUAUUCUUGAUAAUAGUAUUGGUCCAUUAUCAAUGAAUAGUUAUCAACACGAUGCAACAACAAAAACAAGUCUAUCAAGUUUUAGUCGUGAAACAUUAGCUGAUGAUAUUGAACUUCCACACGGAACACUCGAUGGACGAGCAGUUAGUAUUAAUGAAAUUGUUGGUACAAUGGAUGAUUCAACACCAUUACCCGUAUCAAUCAAUGAUAAAGAUAAACAACGAAUGUUUGAUAAAACUUAUUCAGCACAAGAGAAUACCGCAGCUAGUAUUGAAGAGAUUGCAAGUAAAAUUGAUCGUGUUGAAGAUCAUUUAUUUUCAUACAGACGUUUUAUGGAUUUCAUUCGAGCAAAAUCUGAAAAGAGUGCAUCAAUUGUUCGUGAUGAUAGUUUUACCAAUAUAGCAAAUUAUUCCGAUACUCUAGCAGCUAAGAAACGAUUAGCUUCAGCUCCACCAGAAAAUAAUCUCGCUACAUCUUCAACUACAAGUAAUCGUCGAUCUCGUUUUGAUAAUAAUAAUACAAAUAAUAGUCAUGAACGUUUGCCAUCUAUAAUAUCAUCACCAGAUGAUAGUGUUAUAUCUGAUAUAAUGUCAAAUUCAGUUAUAGCAACAGCAAGUGGAAGUGCAAUGGGUAUAUCAAAAAAUCGUUUUUUUUCAUUAAGUCGUCGUUUUCGUUUUCGUGUACAAUCUCCCGAAAAAGGAGGAGCAACAUCACCCACAUCACCAACAUCAGCAACUGUUCAUUUUCUUGAUGAAGAUAUUGAUUUAGAAACAAAAGAACGUACAUUAAGAAAAUCCGAUCAAAAUGGAAAUCGACCAUCAAAAGGCAUAUUAAAAACAUUAAGACAUCGUUCACCAUUUCGUUUUCGUUCGAAAGAUGCUGUUAUACCUGAACAAGAACCAUCUCCACCACCACCACCUCCACCAUCAGAUCCCAUUCCUGCUAAUACACAAACACUUCCGGUUUCAUUACCAUCAUCAAAUGCUCCGAAAGAUAAUAAAAAGAAAUUACCACCACCUGUGUCUACAUCUACGACUGUUCAACCUAAACAUCGUGGUCGUUUAGUUGAAUUAAAAAAGACGACAUCUAAAACAUCUUCCUCAAAUGGUACAUCUAAUAAAGAUUCAAACGCAGAACCAACUGGUUCAACAUUAGUUAGACGAACAUCAGGAUUAAAAGAUCUUAUUCAUAAAUUUGAUGUAACAUCUGAUAAAGCAUCAAAAUCGAAAAAACCUACAUCUGAUAUGAAUAUAACAGAAUCAAAACAAGAUGAACAAGUUAAACAAACAACUACGAAUACUGAUAAUUCAUUUGAUAGUUAUCGACGACCUCCAAAUCUUUCUUCUACAGACAAAUCAAAAACUAUUGACAUUCCGGAUCUUUUACGAAAUGUUGAAAAAGAUCCGACAAGUUCAACCGCAAAAGCAAUAUUUCGACAUUCAAAUUCAAGUCGACAAACAACAUCAUUUGAUUCAACUACAAGUAUGGUUAGUGCAAGUGAAUCAAUUCUAACAACGAACAGUAAUAGUAUGAGAAAACCAACAUCAACAGCCAGGCCAUUAAUGAUUUCUCUUAGCAAAGAUGAAUCGUAA